GAUGGCGAUCUGACGAUGGGAUUUGUGGGGGUGGCUCCAGAUGAAGCUUUGAUGGGGCUUAUCACCGGCAAGAGGAAGGCGACGGAGGUGGCUCACUCUGUAUGGAAGAAUAUCGUUCGCAAAGGACAUACUGUUAUUGAUGCUACAUGUGGCAAUGGCUAUGAUACACUAGCAUUGCUUAAAAUGGUGGCUGAUGAUUCAGGAAGGGGUUGUGUAUAUGGAAUGGACAUCCAAAGUACAGCACUUGAGAGCACUUCUUUUUUACUGGAGGGAUCAGCUGAUGAAAAUGAGAGAAAAUUAGUUAAGCUAUCCUUGGUUUGCCAUAGCAAGAUGGAGGAUGUUGUCCCAAAAGGUACCCCGGUCAGGCUUGUAGCAUUCAACCUGGGAUACCUUCCAGGAGGAGACAAGUCAAUUAUCACAAGAUCACCCACGACAUUAAUGGCUCUUCAGGCUGCAAGUAGAUUACUGGAUUCAGGAGGACUUAUCAGCACGGUGGUUUAUGUGGGACAUCCCGGUGGAAGGGAUGAACUGGAAACUGUUCAAUCCUUUGCAUCUAGCUUGCCUAUGGAGAGUUGGGCCAGCUGCAAGUUUGAAAUGAUUAACCGCCCGACUUGCCCAGUUCUGGUUUUCUUACUUAAGAAGUAGAUCAUAUGCGUUCUCUGAUGAAAUUCGUUCUAUUUCGUGAUCUCCUGUGUAUUAUAUUUGCAUACCAUCAUUUUUGAAGUGGAGGGGUUCAAUGGACUAGUUUGACUAACCUCUACGCAUCGUGAAAGUGUUUGAAUUCUAAGCUAUUGAUCCUGAAAAUGCAAAAUAUUAUUUUGGAACCU
Molecule: messenger RNA, 827 nt
Organism: Asparagus officinalis (garden asparagus)
Lineage: Eukaryota; Viridiplantae; Streptophyta; Magnoliopsida; Asparagales; Asparagaceae
Product: putative rRNA methylase YtqB
Exons: 5
Coding region: 16-645 (209 amino acids)
Source: RefSeq, a predicted model, not a curated record